Messenger RNA from Vicia faba (fava bean), 1428 nucleotides. The record is from the annotation of a GenBank genome assembly. NCBI's taxonomy places the organism in Eukaryota, Viridiplantae, Streptophyta, Magnoliopsida, Fabales, Fabaceae.
AUGGAGGAGGAGGAUGAGAUUCAAGCACAAAAUUCAUGUAAAUUCCCAAGAGUUGAAAAUGAAGAAGAAAAUGGGAAUUUGAACAGGUACAAUAAUUGGCACCAUCAUUCAUCAAGAAUCAUAAGGGUGUCAAGAGCUUCUGGUGGAAAAGAUAGGCACAGCAAAGUUAUGACUUCAAAGGGUUUAAGAGACAGAAGGGUUAGGCUAUCUGUAACAACAGCUAUUCAGUUCUAUGAUCUUCAAGAUAGGUUGGGUUAUGACCAACCAAGUAAAGCUGUUGAAUGGCUUAUAAAAUCAGCUUCUGAUGCAAUUUCUGAAUUACCUUCACUCAACAACUCGUUAUUCACUGAUAAUAGUAAUAAUAAUAAUGAUAAUAAUAAUAAUAACAAUGGUGUUGGUUCACCUCAUGAUGCUGAAAUGGUUGUGGAGAAUGGGGAGAAUAAUAAUCAUCAAAGUCAGAAUCUUUCCUUGUCUAAAUCUGGUUGUAGUAGCACUUCUGAGACGAGUAAAGGUUCUGGUUUGUCGCUUUCGAGAUCUGAUGUUCGUGUGAGCCGGGUUAAGGCUAGGGAAAGAGCGAGAGAAAGAACCGCGAAAGAGAAGGAAAAAGAAAAUCAUGAUUGUUCUCACAACAAUGUUAGUAAUCCUUUUCAUCAUCACCAGAAUGUUAACUCUUCUUCCAUUUCUCAAACAGCUUCCUUCACCGAACUUCUUACCGGUGGAAUCAACAAUGCAGCAACAAGAAGUCCAAGAGGGUCAGUUGAAGAACCUAAUUUCUUCAACAAAGCUCGACGACAACAGCAGCAGCAGCAACAGCAAUGGAGUUCUUCUUCAGCACCAAUGGAUCAGUACUUUAGUCCACUGCUUAUAGGAACUCCUUCUUCAUCAAGAACGUGUUAUCAGUUAGGACAUUCACUUCAUGAUCAUCAAUCCAUGACAAUGUCUAACUCAGUUUCACCUUUCAGUAGUGGUGAAAACCAUUCUGCAGAUCAGAAUCAGCAUCAGAUGCAGCAUCAGUUUUCUUUCAUACCUGAUCAUAUGAUGCAAAACGUGGUUACUUCUUCUUCUACUCAACCAAGUGGCAACAACAAUAAUGAUUAUAAUCUGAACUUUACGAUCUCUUCGGGCCUUGCUGGUUACAAUAGGGGGACCCUUCAGUCCAAUUCACCGUCUCUUUUGUCUCAUCUUCAGAGGUUUUCAGUUUCAUCUUUAGACGGAUCCAACAAUCUACCUUUUUUCAUGGCAGGAGGAGGAGGAGCUGGUGCUUCUACUUCUUCUUCUCCUGCUUCUGGUUCACCUGCUCCUACUUCAAUGGAGAAUAAUCCUCAUCACCAUCACCACCACCAGAUUCAACACCAUCCAUUUUCAUCUGUUUUUGAUGGUAGCAGCUUACAGCUCUACUCAGAUCAGAAAGGAAAACCCAAAAACUGA